AUGACCAUCACUAGCACAUCAACGGUGCCUCCACCUGAUACAGAAGAAUGUGGCAAACUAUGGACACUAGAAGACACAUUCAUCCAUCCAGAAUUCCGUUUGUUGUAUGUUCCUCCCAAAGAUGAAAAUGACAAGAUGAUGACGAUUAUUACUCCUUCCAAACACGAGCCAUCUUACGUGCCUGAUCGCAAAUUUUAUGCUCUAUCGCAUUUAUGGGGUACCGAUCCAAAGGAUAACCUAUGGGACGUGAGCGACUUUAUCAGUGACGAGGAUGGUACUACAGUGGACCCAAUACCAAUGAGAGAAGAGAAACGUGAGACAUUCUUGAAUCUACUACAAGAGAACCCUGGAUACUGGUGGAUUGAUGUCUUGUGUUGUAGAAGCGAUACGCCACCUAUCAUCAUGCGAGGUGUGUAUGGUUGUUGCCAUACGUGCUUUGCUAUGCUUGAUUGUCCAUCCGAAGCAAUUGAAUUUUUCUCAACUGUAAUCCUUGAUCCUUCUAAGACUUAUGGCGAACCAAUCGAGGGGACAUCCUUUGAACGUAACAUGGUCAAGGGAGCAGCGUUGUGGAAGCAUGCUAGGGAUAUUGGGGAGUGCCGUUGGUUUUCACGUGUAUGGACCAUGCAAGAAUUGGCCCUUCCAUCUUCUGUUAUACUACUCGCUGAGACAUGUCAUAUGCCUUGUUAUUACGUCUCUGCCGAUUCGGUGUGGGUAUUCCAAUAUAGCAACGAAUUUAAUUUAAGAGACAAGGACAACAGCGAUUUCCAAGCGAAUAUUGGCACGCUCAGAAGAGCUGUCGGUAUAAUCCAUGGAUCUGAGGAGCAUACAGCAAAUGAUUUCUAUCUUCUCGAUUCAGUAUUACUUCACCUCGCCAAAUCUGAACGAUCAUGUUAUUUUGCCGAAGAUUACGUAUACGGUGUACUCGGCAUUUUGGGUUUGGAUAUCCCACGAUUGAAUGAUAUAGAAGACAUAUGGGAUCGCUUUCUCUUUAGUUUCCAACGAUUUGUAGAGAAGCGUUUUUGGGAAUCGGUCAAAGACCUUUUUUGCUGCGGCCCCUUCUUUUAUAGUCCCAACAAGACGUACAACGAACCAUACCCGGAAACGGCGACUAAGCAUUGCCAGGAGACUAUGCAUUUUAACAUUUGCGAGGGAGCAAGAUCAUGUGCAUUAUCAGGAGCGAGCAAAAUGGCAGACGUGUAUCGGGGGUUAUUGGAGAUCACGGUGAACUGUUCUUGUAGUCGUUGUCGUUUUAUCACCACCGAAUGGUUGAACCACUUUAGGUAUUUUACAGUCGUCAUUCGAGAUUGA
Messenger RNA from Lichtheimia ornata, 1308 nucleotides. RefSeq lists its product as uncharacterized. NCBI's taxonomy places the organism in Eukaryota, Fungi, Mucoromycota, Mucoromycetes, Mucorales, Lichtheimiaceae. Bases 1 to 1308 code for a protein of 435 amino acids. The record is from RefSeq and is a predicted model, not a curated record. The transcript has a single exon.